CAUUGACAUAAGGAUUCUCGAUCCUCCACUUUAGGAUCGUUUCCAUCCUUAGCCAUCCAAAUCCUAAGAUCUUCGGCGCAAGCCCAGCAAGGAUAGAAUUUGGAAAAAUUAUAUAAAAAGCUUGACAUAUUGGUUUUCUCCACAGUGGUGGGUUUUUUUGGGUAAUUAGCAGCCAUGGCAUGUAAAAAUGUCCAAGUGCUACGGCCUAACUCAGCAACAUCUGGUAAUCUAGGAAACGAUACGGAGUCUGGUACUUCAUUUGAAAUUGUAUGAGAUUCAGACAUAUCCGUCAUUGGCGACUCUGUUUUUGAAGGAACAGCAUUUUGUUUCCUAGCGUUCAUUCCAGUCGUAGCGGAUUGAAAUGAGGAGAAUAUGUUACAACUUUUGCAGGGUUUUCCAUUUUCAUCGUAAAUUAUACCUGUUUCUUUGUCUCUAUAUCUCUUUCCAAACAUUUUUUAAGCGUUUUCGGAAGCCAACUCGAUUAGUCUUAAGAAGUAGAAGAAAGCCAACGAAGUAAAAACGGUCAGGAGAACGCAAUUAAAGACCCAAAAGCCACUUCUAAUCAAAAUGAUAGAAUUGUGAAUGGCUUUUUUUUGAAAAAUAUUCAAGUUAUGUUUUUUCCUUGUCUAAAAUGAAACCAGCAUCGAAUACGUUGCGUUCCAAAUUUCUUGAAAAAUUUAUGUAUUGGGAUUUUUAAAUUUACAAUUCUAAUUCAUAUGGAACAGAAAAACAAGUCCAACUGACCAGUUUGAAGAUCCUCCAUUGGUUUGGUAUGAACAGUAUUGCGAGCGCGUUUAUAAACAAGCUCAGGAGCUUCUAGCCAUUUUCCAUCCUCAACUUAAAGGAUAAGGAACUAUAACCAACUGCUAACAAUGAAACUCUCUCCACACUCUUGAAAACUCGAAGCCAUUACAGAAAUUACGCAUAAUGAAACUGCCUAAAUAUGCGUGAAUGUUGAGCCAAAUGUCGCAUUGAAUCAAAGAACUGCAAAUAGAUCCUAAUAAUUACUGAUCUUUUCAGAGCCUUUUUUAUAACAAGAGAAAAUUCAAGCAUUGUUUGUUUACGAAUGAGACAUACUGCACUCCCUGAAGAGAACAUUGUUAUCCCAAGUUUACCAGCCAUUUUACGAAGUACUGAACACAUUUUGCCAAGGAAAACCGUUGGCAAAUACAACUUUCUCUUACAUUGAGCUUGGUGAUAAAUUUAUUUUCGUAUUUGUUUAAAAUUUAUUAGUUUACUUUAGUUUGACGGCUUGAAAAUCCUAGGGUCUCUUAGUAAGAGCUGCUGUGCAUUGUUUACUAUGGGAAUCAAAGGUCUCGCUCAGGUGUUGGCGGAUAACGCUAAUUCAAGUGUAAAACACAAUGACAUUAAAAACUAUUUUGGCAGAAAGGUAGCUAUCGACGCGUCUAUGAGUCUUUAUCAAUUUCUCAUUCAAGUCCGUGGACAGGACGGUCAACAGUUAAUGAACGAACAGGGAGAGACCACGAGUCAUUUGAUGGGAAUGUUUUAUCGAACACUACGAAUUGUUGAUAAUGGCAUUAAGCCAUGCUUUGUGUUUGAUGGAAAACCUCCGACUUUGAAGUCUGGCGAAUUAGCGAAGCGAGUUUCUCGUCAUCAAAAGGCCAGAGAAGAUCAAGAAGAAGCAAAAGAAGUCGGUACUGCGGAAAUGGUGGAUCGAUUUGCUAAACGAACAGUGAAAGUCACGCGCCAACACAAUGAAGAAGCCAAACGUUUACUUGACUUGAUGGGGAUUCCAUAUGUAACUGCUCCUUGCGAAGCAGAAGCUCAAUGUGCAGAGUUAGCUAAAUCUGGAAAGGUUUAUGCUGCUGCUUCAGAAGAUAUGGACACUUUAUGUUUUCGAGCUCCCAUUCUUCUUCGUCAUCUUACCUUUAGCGAGCAAAGAAAAGAACCUAUUAGUGAAUAUUAUUUGGAUAAAGCUUUAGAAGGAUUGGACAUGCCCGUGGAGCAAUUUGUGGAUUUAUGUAUAUUACUGGGAUGUGAUUAUUGUGAUCCAAUUCGCGGUGUUGGACCCGCAAGAGCAAUAGAACUAAUUCGUCAAUACGGCAGUCUUGAAAAAUUUGUCAAAGAAGCCGACCGAUCGAAAUUUCCCAUUCCAGAAGAUUGGCCUUAUGACGAUGCACGUAGGCUGUUCUUGGAAGCUGAAGUAAUUCCAGGUGAUCAAGUGGACUUGAAGUGGAAAGGCCCUGACACAGAAGGUAUAAUUAAGUUCCUUGUGACCGAAAAAGGAUUCAAUGAGGAUCGUGUUCGAUUAGGAAUUUCCAGACUGGAGAAAGCAGCAAAAACCGUACCUCAGGGCCGCUUAGAUUCUUUUUUCAAACCUGUACCUUCUAGUCCAAAAAAGUCUACUGAAGCCGGCAAAACAGCGAGCGGUAAACGGAAACGUGACACGAAAGCUACUGGAGGAAAUAAAAAGCGAUAGAUUUACUUUACUUUUACGGACAUUUCCUUUAUGAAGCCGAGUUUUCUUUUGUUUGUGUGAUUAUAUACGGAAUUUUUUUGUAUAUUAAGACUAAUUUUUAAUCAUUUAUUCAAUUGCAUUCAUCAAGAAAAAGUCGUUUACAAAACAGGGGUAUUCGUUAGAAAUAACGAAGUUGUCGAUAUUAGUAUAAACA
Schizosaccharomyces cryophilus OY26 is the source of this 2633-nucleotide messenger RNA. RefSeq names its product FEN-1 endonuclease. Bases 1301 to 2440 code for a protein of 379 amino acids. Gene Ontology annotation, molecular function: 5'-3' exonuclease activity; 5'-flap endonuclease activity; DNA binding. The record is from RefSeq and is a predicted model, not a curated record. NCBI's taxonomy places the organism in Eukaryota, Fungi, Ascomycota, Schizosaccharomycetes, Schizosaccharomycetales, Schizosaccharomycetaceae. The transcript has 3 exons. Gene Ontology annotation, cellular component: cytoplasm; nucleus.